Oreochromis aureus is the source of this 971-nucleotide messenger RNA. RefSeq names its product C-type lectin domain family 17, member A-like. Lineage: Eukaryota; Metazoa; Chordata; Actinopteri; Cichliformes; Cichlidae. Bases 233 to 715 code for a protein of 160 amino acids. Gene Ontology annotation, molecular function: signaling receptor activity. The transcript is spliced from 6 exons. The record is from RefSeq and is a predicted model, not a curated record.
UUAUGCCAGUGUUGAAUCUGCCAAACAAGACAACCCAAAACCAUCAACAAAUCACACAGGUUCAAAGACCUCUAAGAGGAAUGCGUCUUUAAGUAUUAUUGUGUUUUGGAGUCUGCUGGGUGUUUUACUUCUAACUAGACUUGUCACUCUUGGUGUCCACUAUUUCAUUGUGAUUAAGGACAGCGACAGCCUGAAGGCAAAUCUCUCCAAUGUGAGAAAAAAACUUGCCAUCAUGACUGAGGAAAGAGACCUGCUGCGUGCCAACCUCACUGAAAAUCUCAAAGAGCUUGAAAGGCUUCAGAGUUUGUGCAAACAGAAAAAAACAUGUCCUGAGGGAUGGAGUAAUUUCAACCAUAGCUGCUAUCUCCUCUCUGAAAGCUCUGGCUCCUGGGAUGCAGCCAGAAAGGAUUGCAGAGACAGACAAGCAGAUUUGGUGGUUAUUAACAGCCCUGAAGAACAGACUGCCAUCCUUAAAAUCGCCACAGAAGAAGCUUGGAUUGGUUUGAAUGACAAAGAACAGGAAGGAACAUGGAAAUGGGUAGAUGGAACUCCACUGAUUCUGAUGUACUGGAAACAAAAUCAACCUGAUAAUGGUGGUGGAGUUCCAAAGUGGGGUGAAGAGGACUGUGUUCAUUUCAGUGGUAAUAAAAAACAGUCCUGGAAUGAUCGUUCAUGUUCAGACAAUUAUAAAUGGAUCUGCGAAAAACAAUUUUAGUUUGUUUGUUCAUUUCAGUCCAUUACUCUGUAGUGUGUUACUGAUGGUGUGCUUGCUGGCUGUGGUCCCAACUGCCUUCAGAUGAUUAACAUUGUCAUUUUGGGAAGAUCCAUCACCUUUCUUCCACAGAAAUUGUUUCUGUGUUGAGUUGAGAUCAUGAUUGUUUUUUUUUCUUUUUUCUAUUGAUUGAUUGUAAUCUAUGAAUCACAAUACCCAGAAUUUUGGCUGGGUGGCAUGGGAUCAAAUACUGAUUUCA